GGCCCGGACCGGGACGGGACCGCCGCGCCGCCGCCCGCCCGCCCAGUCCAGACCUGCCUGUCCGUGUGUACAGUGAUCACCUCUCGCAGCGUCUCGCAGUGCCCCGCGGUCCAAACCGCCCCCCCGCGACGUGACCAUGUGACAGUGAUUCAAGUGUUUGCCAUUUCUGUGGACAUUCGAAUUUAAGUGCAUCAACCGAACAAAUGGAGGAGAGCCCCUCGGCAGCCCCGGGGACAGGCCGGUGGCAUCAGCAGAGUGAUGGGCAGAGCAAAGGGCGUCCGCCGGACCACCUGUCGACAAAGGACAUAAAGACCACAGUGGACGAGAAUGACAACCUCGCCAGCGAUACCAUUGAUAACCACGACGGCAGCGUGGCGCCGCCCCGGGAGUUCGAUGAGGACAUGGGCUUGGAGUCGCUGACGGAGGCCCUCAAGAGGGAGCAGGAGCGCAUCGCCCGCUGGGACGCGGCCGACCUGGUGGUGAUAUCGGACCUCAAGGACGGCGACCAUGACGGCCACCCCGUGGUCCCGGAGGCCGGCGACGUCCGCGAGGCCGCGCCUUGCGGCAGCACGGACAGCGGCGCCACGGUGGGGCAGUUGUCGGAGUCCUUCGUGCGCCGCUCCAUCUCCAUGUCCAUCUCGCCGCCCAGCCGCGGCAGCAGCGCGGCGCGGUCGCCGCGGACCCGACGGCGGAGCCACAGCGACAGCGAUGUCGGCCCCAGCCGCCGGCCCUCGCGGUCCAGGAGUCGCAGCCCCAGCAAGAACAGCUCCAGCAGCCGCUGCCGGCAGCGCUCUAGAAGCAGAAGCUCGGACCGAUCCAGGAGCCGCAGCCGCCGGCGCUCGUCUAGCCGAAGCAGGAGGCGGUCUAGGAGCCGCAGCCGCUGGCGGUCCAGCAGCCGCGGCAGGAGACGCAGCCGCAGUCGUCGGCGCUCCACGAGCCGCUCGCGGAGCCGCAGCAGGAAGAGCGUCAGGAGCCGCAGCAAGAGCAGCAAGCGCAGCAGGCGCGCGCGGAAGCGGUCAGGCCGCGAGAAGCGUAGCCGGCGACACCGUUCGCGGCGCAGCAGCACCAGCCGAAGCUCGAGCAGGGACCGCAGCCCGGACCGCAGCCCGGACCGCAUCGUGACCCGCUGCAUCGUGGACCAGGGCCGGCGCAGUCCCGCCACGAGGCGCGGGCGAGGCCGAGGCCGCGGCGGCCGCAUCAACAUCAACCUUAGAGACAUCAACCUGCGGAAGGGCUUCCUCAGCCCCGACGGCCAGGGUCCAGCCGGGCACCAGGACGCCGACGACGGCGUGGCCGACAGUAUGCGGGUGGUCCUCCGCAGGGUGCAGGAGAUCAACGACAAGCUGGCGGACAGCGAACCGCCCCCUCCGGAGCCCGCGCCCGAAGCCCCGCCCGUGCUGACGCCCAUCAUCAUCAAGUUGGAAAGGAUCCAGACGCCGGCCAGGACGCCAACCGCCACGCCGAGGACCCCGUCCACGGCGGAGACGGUCUUGUUGAAGCGGGAGCGCAGCCGCACCCCGGCCGCCAAGCACAAGAAGCAGAGCCCCGCGUACCGCAUCAAGGUAGAGCCGAACCGAACGCCCGUCAAGAGGGAGUCAGCUAGUCAGCACGGCGGCGACUCGACCAAGGCGGCUUCGGCAAGUCACCGGGACGCCAAGCAGGUGAAGAAGGAUCCUACGAGUGCUGCGAAGAGCUACGUCAAGAAGGAAGUCUCGGUUCCUGGGAUAGAGCUCGUCAAGAAAGAAUUGUUGGUUGGAGGAAUCGACGCAGUCAAGAAGGACGCCUCGGUUGUCGGAAGUGGGGAUCUCAAGAGCGCGAUGCAGAGCCGCUGGGAUGCAAAGUUCGCGUAUGCAAGACCAGCCACUCCUAUGGCCGCGGCCGUCUCCAAGGAGACUGCCACCUGCAAGGAGACUGCUGUGUCGAAGGAAACCACCGCCCCGACGGAAACUGCCAUCCUCAAGGAGACGGCCAUCUCCAAGGAGACUGUCGUUUUGAAGGAGACUGCUGUCUUGAAGGAGACUAGCUCGAAGGACGCCGUCGCGACGGUCGCCGGUGCCGAGGGCGACGCUGCGAAGGUCGCCACGACGAAGAAGGACGGCUCGGCCGCUUCUAACGGGAAGCGGGAUAGAGCUAGCCGGAGCCCCAGCAGGGGCAGCGACGGCGGCCCGGCCAAGAAGACGGCGCUCUCGGAGGAGCGGGCGUCCAACUCGCCCUUCUCCAGCCCGACUCGGCCGGACAGCCGCAGCUCGACGCGCACGGACAGCCGCAGCUCGACGCGCAGCAUCGGCUUCAGGAUGCAGAGCGACACCAGCGACCCCGAGGAAGGCUACAGCUUGCUGGACCGCCUGACGGGCCUGGCGGGGCGGUCGCGUGGCGCGAGGCGGGGUCGUGGGGGCGGCCUUGGGGGUGGCGGAGGCGGCCUUGGCAGUGGCGGAGGCGGCCUUGGAAGUGGCGGAGGCGGCCUUGGAGGUGGCGGAGGCGGCCUUGGCAGUGGCGGAGGCGGCCUUGGGACUCGCGGCGGAGGCCAUCGGAGCCGAGGUGGAGGCCUUGGAAGCUACGGCGGCGGUCUUGGGAGUCGCGACAGCCGCUCCCGGCAUUAUGGCAGUGGUCCGCGCGGCCACCCCUUGAUGUGCAAUCUAUGCCAGAAUCACGGACUUGAGGUCAAGUUCUCGCCGAUGCACAAGCGGGUGUGCCCCUACUUCUCGUGCUGCUGCGACCUGUGCAUCGCCACCAUCCUGCGCCAGACCCGCGACUCCAAGAGCGUGGACAGGUUCCUGGAGAAGCAGGACGUCUUGCAAGAGGAGCUGCGCCGCGGGAUGAAGCUGGGCCGCCAGCGGUCGCCGCCGCCGCGCACCGUGUCCUGCGUCUACUGCCGCAACCACGGCUACCAUAAGGGCUUCACGUUCGUCCACAAGACGAGCUGCGCGCUCAAGCGCUCCUGCACCUGCGAGGACUGCUUGAGGGCGACGGUGCGGCUGCGCGCCAAGACUUCGGCUCGCAUGAGGCGCGUGUGUCCGCACUGCGAGCGUCACAACCUCCGCGUGGCCUACGCCUACCACAAAUGCCCCUUCGCGGACUGCGCCUGCGUGCUGUGCUACCGCCCUCCCAGGGCGCCUCGCCUCGCCGCGCCCGGCACCCUCGUGGCCUCGUACGGCAGCGACCAGGACGCUGACGAGGAAGGGGACAAGCAGCCGGACAAGGCGGACCUUUUGAAGCAAGCCCGCCAGGACAGCGACAGGAAGGACGACCGCGCGUCGCCAGCGAGCGUCCCGGACGAUAUCGGCUUCUUCAGGAAGGUUGCCCUUCCUCGCCAGGAGGCGGCCCGACGCCAGUCAGCGGCCGCGGCGGCAAAACGUGACGCUCUCCGCGCCGGCCCCUGCGACCUGCCUCCUGUCCCCGGUGUAGACGACGCCCCGGAGACCGCGGGCAGCAAGGCUCCAGGCCGGCGAUCACUGCCCACACCGCCACCGCCUGCUGCAAGCACCGCGACGUCUCCAAAACCCGUGCCGCCGCCUGUGGCGCCUAGCAGCGUCCCUUGUCCACCGCCUGGCUCGCCACCGAGACCUGUGCCGCCGCCAAGCUUGCCACCAGGCCCACCGCCUUGCGCACCGCCCCCGGCCACCGCGCGGCCGCCGUCGGCCACGGAGGAGAGCGUGGACGCCAUCUCGGCCUUCUUGCUCAACAGCAGCGCGGCGCCGGAGGCCGCCGUCGACGGCCGCGUCACCCCCAUCGAGGACAUCGACCUGGAGGCCCUGCUCGACGACCUCGAGGAGGAGGACUUCGGGUCUGCAGAUGAGAGCACAGAGGCCACAGCCGCGCCCCCCGAGAAGGCCGUCGCGGACGUGGCGAAGCCCCCUAAGAAGACCGCCUUGGCUUCUCCGAAACGCCUCGCGCCCACGCGUCGGACUUCUCCUCGACGGCCACCCGUCGACGGCGACGUCCGGCGGCCAGGCAGGCCUUCCCUGUCGUCCCCCAGGACUCCGCAGCGGGCGUCGCGUUCGCCGAGGGGCAGUCCACGGCGGGGCAGUCCUCGGCGGGGCCCCACAUCGCGGCCAAGGUGCUCUGCGACGUCACCCCGCACGCCCCGCACGCCGCCCUCCGCGCGCCUCAUGCCCGUCGCGGUGCCCAUCUCGCCCGCGUCCUCCGGGCGGCGCCGUAGGGGUGCGCAGCGCAGCCCGCGGCAGUGCCAGCUCUGCCGGAACCACGGCCUGGAGUCGGCCUGGGGCAACGGCCACGCCCGGGAGUGUCCGUACCGCACGUGCGACUGCGAGGGCUGCCGCGCCACCCUCGACAAGAGGAGGGAGAACGCCGCUUACAGGAGAAACGGGGAGCGCCCCGCCAGAGCCCAGCGGGGGCUGAAACCGUGCGUCCGCUGCCGCCACCACGGGUUGUUCAACCCCGUGGACGAGAUCGGCGUUCGCCACCUGUGCAAGUUCAGCCAGUGUCGGUGCGGCUGCGACCCCGCCAUGAGAAGUGAAGACGAGAAAUGUGAUCUAAAACCAAAGCGUGAAGUUGACCAAAAGAGUGAAAUUGACCAAAAGUGUGAUAUUGACCAAAAGUGUGAAAUUGAUCCAAAGAAAGAAGUUGACCGUGAUAUCGACCAAAAGUUUGACAUUGACCUAAAAUAUAAAAUUGACCAAAAGUUUGAAAUAGAUCCCGAGUGUGAAGUUGACCAAAAUUCUAACAGAUUAGAUACGACUGCAGUGACGACCGACAAAGUGUCCAGCGGCGCGCUGGCCGAGGAGAAGCAGGACCUUGUCGUGUUCGUGCACGCCGAGGUGCCCGAGACCGCGGCGGGCGCGGAGGCUGACUCUGGCGAGGAGGACGACGCCGAAGAUCCGUUCUCUCUGGUGAUCGACCUGGACUCUGCGCCGGCCACGCCGGCUGCGGCCACCACUGACGACGACAAGGUCGAGGCCAAGGUGGCCAAGAAGAGGCCUUCUGUGGACGUGAACUGCCGGCCGUAUGUGGACGGGAUGGAGGGGCCUUCCCUGGAGGCGAGGGGGAGGGAGGGCGCCCUCCUGGAGCCGUCCCCUCUCUUCCAGGUCAGGUACUGCGCGUUCUGCCGAAAUCACGACAAAGAAGUGAAGCUGCGCGGCCACAAGGGCCACUGCCCCUACCGCUACCUGUGCGACUGCGCGGCCUGCCGCAAGAGGAACUUGAUGCUGCCCAGCGCGCGCUUUGCCGGCGUCACGGCCUCCCCCAGGAGAGGCGCCGCCGCGCGAUGA
Messenger RNA from Thrips palmi, 5228 nucleotides. RefSeq lists its product as uncharacterized. Bases 204 to 5228 code for a protein of 1674 amino acids. The transcript is spliced from 11 exons. Gene Ontology annotation, molecular function: RNA polymerase II cis-regulatory region sequence-specific DNA binding; DNA-binding transcription factor activity, RNA polymerase II-specific. The record is from RefSeq and is a predicted model, not a curated record. Gene Ontology annotation, cellular component: nucleus. Gene Ontology annotation, biological process: sex differentiation; regulation of transcription by RNA polymerase II. Lineage: Eukaryota; Metazoa; Arthropoda; Insecta; Thysanoptera; Thripidae.